Diatraea saccharalis (sugarcane borer) is the source of this 2700-nucleotide messenger RNA. The record is from the annotation of a GenBank genome assembly. NCBI's taxonomy places the organism in Eukaryota, Metazoa, Arthropoda, Insecta, Lepidoptera, Crambidae.
GCUCGCUAACGCCAGUAGUACUUGUGCUCGCCUAACUAACUAUUGUGUUAUUGACCUUAUCUAUGCCGUUUGGGAAACGACAGGCAUUGAUAAGAAAUCGCCUCGCUCGAUAAUAAUAUAAUGUUGAUUAUUAGUUAAAGUAUUACUUACAAAAUGUGUGAAGAAGAACGGGAACCAUGUUUAGUCGAAAGUGAGAGUAAAGACAAUGAAAUAAAAGUGAAUAGUGUUGAGCAAAAUGUUGAAGAAAUUUGUGUCGAUUCUAGUGAUGAAGGGAAAGUUGAGUGUGUCGAUUCUGUUUGUAAAACUUUAGAUGACGACUCGUUGAAUGAUGAGCAGAAAAAUGAGCAUGUGACAAGGAAAAAGCAUGAUUUGCAAUUGCUGACAAUAGACGUCUGCCGUAAUCGUCUGGCUAGAUUUGAGAAAACUGUAAUGAACGACACCGGCACUAGUCUACCAAACGCUUACAAUCGAAGCGCGUUUGCCGGUUUGCUUCUCUCAAUUCGUGAGGUACCCACCUUUCAAGCUUAUUAUAAAAUAGUUUUAUCACUAACACCGCAGCCUGCAGCUAACUCGGACGUGGUUUGCGAUGGAUACGCUUCAACAAUAGUCUUCAAUUCUUCAUUUGUUCUGCAGGGCUGGCGCAAGCCGAAGUCCCGCACGGUGAUGCCGGCGGGCAGCGGGUCGGGCGCCGCGCGCUCGCCGCCGCACGCGCACGACGCCGCCGCGCCCGCGGACGAGGACGCCCACCACAACGGGAAGGAUAAGGAUGCAAAGAAGAAAAGUAAAAACAAAGAAGGGAUGUUACCUUCAGUUCUGAUAGAGGGCGUGUUAUUCCGUGCGCGAUACCUCGGCUCAACGCAGCUGGCGUGCGAGGGACAGCCAACAAAAGCAACUAGGAUGUUGCAGGCAGAAGAAGCCGUCUCCAGAAUUAAGGGGAGGUUAGCCGGUGUUGUGCCGCAGUGGGGCUGCUCGGGGCCGUACUCGGGCGUGUACGCGGCGCCGGCGGCGGUGUUCCGUCUGUCCUUCCUGGGCUCGGUCGAGGUGGAUGAGGACUCGCGCAGGCGCAAGAAGCGGCCCAAAAAGAACAUGGUCGAGGAGGCCGUCACUAAGAUCAAGGCGCCAGAGGGUGAGAAUCAGCCUAGCACAGAAGUAGACCUGUUCAUCUCCACAGAGAAGAUAAUGGUACUAAACACGGAGCUUAAGGAGAUCAUGAUGGACCACGCAUUAAGAACUAUAUCAUAUAUUGCCGAUAUUGGUGACCUGGUCGUGCUGAUGGCGAGGAGACGUUUCGUACCCCACGAGAACGACUCCGAUCAACCGAAACUGAACCGUACGCCGAAGAUGAUAUGUCACGUAUUCGAAAGCGAAGAGGCCCAAUUUAUAGCACAAUCUAUAGGCCAAGCGUUCCAAGUAGCCUACAUGGAGUUUCUAAAAGCAAACGGCAUCGAAGAUCACAGUUUCGUCAAAGAGAUGGACUACCAAGAGGUAUUGAACAGCCAAGAGAUAUUCGGUGAUGAACUACAGAUGUUUGCAAAGAAAGAGUUACAGAAGGAGGUUGUAGUUCCGAAGACUAAGGGGGAAAUUUUGGGCGUGGUAGUGGUGGAAUCGGGGUGGGGGUCGAUGCUGCCGACUGUAGUUAUUGCGAACUUAGCGCCCGCUGGGGCGGCUGCGAGAUGCGGCCAGUUAAAUAUAGGUGAUCAAAUUAUAGCCAUCAAUGGUGUUAGCUUAGUAGGCUUACCGCUGUCGACUUGUCAGACGUACAUAAAAAACUCCAAGAACCAGACAGUAGUGAAACUAACCGUGGUACCGUGCGCGCCCGUUGUUGAGGUCAAGAUAAAACGGCCAGACACAAAGUAUCAACUCGGAUUCAGCGUGCAGAACGGUGUGUCCUCCGAUAUGGACGAUCUAUUUGGGCUUCGUAAUAGCCCCUUCGGACUACCCGCCGUUAUAUAUUUAUUAUCGAGGGCUAAAAAAACCCAAAGGAAUAUUUGGUUUGAUUUACCGUUCCUGGCGGGGUGGCUGGGGGAGCCCUUGAGAUUUAGAGAUCUGCAGCCUGCUGCGCGGCGGCAUCGCGGAGCGCGGCGGCGUGCGCGUGGGCCACCGCAUCAUCGAGAUCAACUCGCAGAGCGUGGUGGCCGUGCCGCACGAGCGCAUCGUCAACCUGCUCGCCACCUCCGUCGGCGAGAUAUUAAUGAAAACGAUGCCGACAUCAAUGUUCCGGCUCCUGACGGGCCAAGAGAAUCCGGUGUUCAUAUAACAACACACAAGUGCCUGCUCGCGACAUCCGCCACUCGCUCACGCUCGCCCGCCGCCGUACUGACGCAUACUGGAGUUGUCUACUGGAAAGAUUCCCUUCCUAAAGUGUAUAGCUUAGAUAGAAAUAUCGCGGAAUUCUUGGAUCAGUUUGGCGACUCGGACAACUGUAGAUUUAAAUUGUGUCGGUGUUUAUAUCAAACGUCCGAGUGGCAACACUUCCAAGAUCUUUCGUCUAUGUCUCCAGAUAUUCAAUAUAUUUGCUAUUUUAAUGAUAGUAAAAAAAUAUGCAUACCUAAUUACUGUAAUGAAGCUACAUGUGAAUGGAUUAACAACGAUCUGUCGGGACCAACGAUGCAUCCGCUCCAAGACAAGUACGGGGCGAGGCUGUGUAGAAAUGCAGGGAGGGCCCGGGCGAUGUGGACAACCGCCACCAGCAGCCACUGA